AUGGAGCACAGCAGCAGAGUGGACAGGAGGAUCCUGGCACUGAGAGCACGAGCCCAGACACUCGACUUGGAAAGGAAAGCGUUCAUCCAUCUGGUUGAACAGCUCAAAGAGGAGAUCUCUGAGUACCAGAAGAGGGAGAAGCAAGGAGUGCCUGCGCCAGCCGAGGCUGAAGGAGUCACUGUGCCCUCACUGCAGACACAGGGCACAAAGGAUGAAGGGAGGGGUGAAGGAGACUGUGUUCCAAGCAAAGCUGGCUCGGAUGAAGAAGAUGGGUAUCAGGAUAGUGAAGCACUGCAUAGAAGGUGCUGGGAGGUGAUUGAGAACAGCAUUGAUUCACAGCUCCUUCCCAAGCUGCAUAAACUGGAGCAGGAGCACAAGGCUUUGGUUGAGUGCAGUGAAGAUCUGGAAUCGACUCCGGGAGAGACACGGAUCCAAAGCAAGCAGGAGAAGGAACACUUUGAGGUCGAGGUGGAGGGACUUCAACAGCAAGUUAUAAGUUUAGAAGCAGAGUUACUUCAAGUGCAGAAGAACAAAGCUGAGAUGAAUGGGGAUGAGCAGGCGUUGUCCGGAGCGCAAGAGAUGCAAGAGAUGUUGAAAAGCUGUCAGGAAACAAUAGAAAAGCUGGGGAGUCAGCUGGGAGAGCGGAGAGAACGCAGGAGGCAGCUGGCAUCUGAACUGGAACUCUUACGAGAAGAUCUGAAGGCUGAGAAGAAGGUGCUGGGCAGCCAGGGCUCUGAACUCCUACAUGAAAAAGAACAGAUUGAAAACCUCGAGCAGAGACAUGAAGAUCUAUGUACAGAUGAAAAGAGACCUGAAGACCAGAUCAGGAACUCGAGGGAUGAACAAGAACUGCUCUGUCCUGAGUUACCAGGCAGCAACAAGAAGAGGAAGGAGCUAGAAAAGCAAAGCAAUGAAGACAAGCAGAGCAGGGAGACAGCGUGCUUGGAGACACCUUGA
Neopsephotus bourkii (Bourke's parrot) is the source of this 957-nucleotide messenger RNA. Its product is annotated as uveal autoantigen with coiled-coil domains and ankyrin repeats protein-like. The record is from RefSeq and is a predicted model, not a curated record. Lineage: Eukaryota; Metazoa; Chordata; Aves; Psittaciformes; Psittacidae. The transcript is spliced from 9 exons. Bases 1 to 957 code for a protein of 318 amino acids.